Porites lobata is the source of this 22862-nucleotide messenger RNA. NCBI's taxonomy places the organism in Eukaryota, Metazoa, Cnidaria, Anthozoa, Scleractinia, Poritidae. The record is from the annotation of a GenBank genome assembly.
CUGGAAGAAAACGCUCAAAUUUGGAAUUUCGAGACCGUGUUCACUCUUUGACUUGUUUACAACCGAGCAGUACUGUAAUGGCUCCAACAGAAGCGUUUCAUGAUUUAGAAUUUGCUAUGUUAGAAAGAAAUGAAGGAAAGGUUGUUUCUUCAAUCGAAGCUCUACAAAAAGAUAGUAUUCACUCAGGUGAGUAAUGCUUGAAAACAUAUGUUUUUGUUCUGCUCACGUUUGGGACGUUCCAGUUAUAAUAUUCCGAUCCCCAUAACUAGUAGUAAUAUAGUGGUUACCGGAUCGUAUCUUUUUGUUUUGAUAAUUUAUGACCUUUCCAGAAUGUCUGUUUACAUGUAAAAAACUAUCACUUCUGCAGCUGUUUGCCUUACCACAACUUUUCUGAGCAAAUUCUCAAGUCUAAAUACUGCUGUACAUGAAGUAAAUUACAGGUAAACAGAAUUUUAAUCACUUGACCUAUCUUAUAGAUAUAUUAGAAGAACUGAAGGCCACAGUUAUUUGCCUGUGCAGUAGAGACUAUGUAGCAGCAUUACAGUUAAAAACAUCCCAACAGAUAUUAAAUACAGUGUGUACAGCUGCAGGUCAGUUUAUGAUUGUUACAAAUUUUGAUAAAUGCAAAGACCUCAGGUGGGUGACUGUUGUUGCCCACAUUGGGCGAUUCCAGAAAAUAUCCAUACCAUACCACGGACGGCUUUAAGGAUUUCCGAAGGGGAGGGGGGAUUCACGAUUAUGGAAUUCUGAAGGCAUGGGGGGGUAUUUACGAUUUGAAAUCCGAAGGUAUGGGGGAAUUCCACAGGUGGGAUUUCUGGAGUAGAAAGUGUAGAGUAAGUUCCUGGAAAACGCUAUUGUUGUGGACUUUUGUAGUUCAGAAUAAACCACGAACGUAUGACCGCGGAAGCAGAAGACAAGCAUCGAUAGAUCAGACACGUUUUACGCUCAUAACUUAUAGAAGUGAACAGUAAAACGUUGGUUUCACAUUUACCUUGAUGAAUUUCUUGUCACGUGAAUAAAAACUGAAAAUGUAUCUUUUAAUACCGCUUGCAAAUUUCUUGUUACUCCCGUCCGAAACCGUCCGAUAAACAGUAAAAAACUCGCACCAGUCCCUCACUUCCAAGGAACGCCUGUCAGAUUAGAACGCUUUUUGCGGCGCACUACAUGACGUAUAAAAUGACGCAACACGACUCGACGGUAUAUUUGACCGCCAAAAGAUUUUAACAGUCUGUUUGAGCUAUUUUCCUUUGUAAACGUCAAAACAGCACAAGAAAACAAAGAGGAGUAAAAUUACCUUAAGUGGUGUUUAUUUUUAUAGCCAAAUUCGGACUUAAAAAGGAGUUUGCACGGCCUGGCAACUAGCGUAGGUUUUUCUUGUCACUGAAGAGUAAAGCUUGUCACCUGGCGCCGCUAGAUCACAGCCUUGAGGAGGCAUAAAUUCAUGUUCGUUUGUUCUUAUAGGCGUUGCUAAGUCGAAAAUGUACUUCCAAAAAGACCGGAAAUUCUGAAGGGGAGGGGGGGUUCACGACUAUGGAAUUCUGAGGGCAUGGGGGGUUAGCGCAUUUUGGAAUUUCUGAAGGCAAGGGGGGGUUAAAACAUGGAAGCCGUCCGUGGUUGGGUAUGGAUAUUUUCUGGAAUUGCCCAUUAACUGGAUGGAGAGGGUUGGGUAUCCUGUGCCGGGAUUGAAGGCUUCCACGUGAAAGGGGUGGUAAUGCUUGUUGUCUUGCACAUGUUAUAAACGGAGUAUGCAAAAUUAAUUUCGUCUCACUUUGGGUGUUCAGGCCAGGAUGCCAAUAUUUUUUCCCCUGCAGUUAUCAAUCAGGGCAACAUGUAAAGGGAAUAAACAAAUUUAAAAAAAAUGAGAGAGAGACAGAAAGAGGGAAAACAUUUAAUGAAAUAUCUUCAUGUCUAUAGUUCAUAUUAUUUGCAGGGUGCAAAGAAAAUCAUUUUUACAGCUUGCCAUUCGGGAAAGCUGAAGCUAGCAUUUACUAGCCCAGAUGUCAUUUCAACAAGCCCCAAAAACGUUUUGACUAGCAGAAUUGAUUUCACAGUUCUUCUGUUAUUUGAAUUCCUAAAAAAACAUCACUUGCCUGUCGGGGAAAGUUAGAAACAGAAUUCACUAGCCCAAUAACAAAAUCCACUAGCCCCAGGCUGUUGGACACUACUUUCUUUGCACGCUGUAUUUGGUUGUCUGUUUUCCAGCUAGAAUCCCCACCCCGUUUAAAUAAUUUAGUGUAGAGUCCUUCCUUGGGACUGAUUGUAUGACUUUGUUGAAGGAGGAGGUUGGGCUUUAGAUAUUAAAUUUUCUGUCCAAUUUUUAUUUCAGAUGUUGAUCAAAUAAUUAACGAAAUUUCUUUGUUGUUAAAACGUCAGGAGAGUACUGAAGUACAACUCAGGUAAGUGUACUUGUACAAAACACAUGCACAGCAUGAGACAAGAUAAAGGAAAUAAUAAUUAUUGAUUCAUUUAUCACUGUGUUUGGCUUAACUGGUAGCUAAUUCUUACUUUCUUAUAGUUACUUCUAUACAGUAUACUGUAGGUAGAGAGAGUUCUGAUUUGAGGAAUAAUUGUUUAAAUGAAAAUAAUUUCACGUUUUUGUGCUGUAGACAUGUCCUGAUUCUUUUCGUCGGAGUUGCUUGCUUGGAACUCUUUAUUCAGUGUAACUGGACAGGUCCUAAGCCUAAUUUGGAUCCUGUUCUUGCUAACAAUGGGCAAGCUAACCAGCAAUUACUGGCAACACUGAGUCAAGAUGGGCAGGUGUGUAUACCAUGACAAUUCCUAAAACUCAGACCAGAUCAACACCUGCAUUCCUAACCCUAUUUUUUGGGAGUGUUGAUCUGAGAAAUUUUGAACCUGCUUUUCCUCUCUUACUAAACAGAAGGGUUUUUAUGGUCGAAUGGUAUGCUAUCAGGAUAAAGAAAGGGCAUGAUCUAAAAUUGUCCCCUUUUUGGUUUACAAGCAUACAAAGUGUAAAGUGGAAGGACAAAUUGUCAGUCUAGCAGAGGGAACUGAAGUUUUUUGGGUCUAUUAUAGGCAGUUUAAUUUCAGGCUCAAGUGAAGUCACUGUAGACAUUUUUGUUUUUUUCUGACUUUUCAUACUACUAAUUGACAACAAUAAAACUGCAGAUAAAGUCUGAUCAAUACAAUACUGGUUAUUCCUUCUGCAAUUUAUUAAUUUUUUAAACAACAAUUUUUGUUGCAGCCAAUUACUAAUCCUCUGAUGGAUGGUCAAUUGUUUCUUCUUGUUGCAAAAGUUAUAUUAGUUGAAUUUCAGGAAAACUUUACCGAAUGUCAGGUAAAAUUAUUAACAAUCUAAAGUGUAUAAACUUGUUUUGACCAGGUCUAAGAAAACUGCCGAUACUUUGUGACACCACCAAUGGUUUCACCAUGCAAUGACAUCUCACAAACAAGUGCAGAAAUUCCACUUUGGUGACGUGUCACUUACCUGAUCUGAGUACUGACACGACAUUGGUAUGGAGUUUCUGCACUUAAUUUGUUUCUCAGAAGUCAUAUUUUUGCAGGGAAACCAUUGGUGGCAUUGCAAAAUGUCAGCUGUUUUCUAAGCUAAUGUUAAUUAACCUUAUAUAAAUGAUAAAAUCAAACAUCUUUAAGUUUUCAGUUUAAUUUCAGUCACCCCUUUUUUGUUUCUGUCAGAGUACCCAUUUUGCAGUUUACACUUGUUUAUAGAAGUAAGAUGCAAACAAAAUUGAAGAGGUCAAAUUAUUUUCCUCAUCCUUUCCUUUGCAGACUGCUUGCCUCUGGACCUUGCGAUGUCUAGCAGUUCUUAGACAGCUCUCAGCUGAAAAAAAUGAGACAACAAAAAACACAAUUUUUAGUUUAAUGGAGAAAGGUUAGUUUCUUUAAAAACUUUUUGAAUUAAUUAGGUACAUUGGUAACUACUAUUAACUUAGAUUCAUGAUUAGUAUAUCAGUUUUGUGCCAUUAUAAUUAAUUACAUUGUAUCUGAUCUCUGAUUAUAAAGAUUAUGGUUUAUUUUCAUCCCUUAAAACUUGAAGAAUUCCAGUAUAUGUAAGCAAGAAUGUCACCUCAGUGUUACAUGUUCAUUCAUUAUUUUCUUGUUAUUAUUGUUUUCUCUGCAGUUGAAAAAAGAAAACUUUUACUCUCUUGUGAAAAGAACAGGUGUGUAGAAGAGGAUCUUUUUUUAUAAUUUAUUUACAUGUAUUAUUCACAUUGAUUGUGUGGUAAAAUGAAUCAAUAUUUGUGCAUGACUCCCAUGAGGAUUGCUUUACCCAAGUGUGAUCUUACUUUUGUGAUAUAUAAUUUUAUUGGUUUGAGAUCCACAGUUGCCUAGCAACAAAGCAGCGAGUAAACAAACCGCCACAAACCUGGCUGGGUUGAUUUAGCGGCUACUUUAGAGGUUAAGAAAUGGUCUUUAGCAAUGAAUUUUGAAGGCAGUAUUACUUGAACGAGAAAGUGGAACCAUUAGCUUUUAAAUAUGAGCAAAUAUCGAGGUAAGAAAGCAUAUGUUUUGCAAUCCCACUUCGCAGACAAGUUACCAUAAUCAGCUUUAAUGGGCAUAUGUUGUUUAAAUGCAAUGAAAUGUGUUUAAGGUUGGGUUUUUACUGUCAAAGCACCGGUCAUUUUACUGAAACAUAUCUUUGAAUUUGUGUUCAAUACAGCACUUGCCAGUGGAAGUUCUAUGGGAAAGGCUUUAAGUAAAACAUUAUUAAUUUACAAAUUGGUUGUUCAUCCUUAAGUGGUAUAUGUGUAACCAAUUUCCCAACGAACAAGAUAUGCGGGGUUUGAUUCCUGGAAGAGCUUUUUUUUUUCCCUUCCUUUCUUUUUUUUGCUUGGGGAGCGGGGGGUGGGGUUGUUAUUGUACCUUUGUUUUGUUUGUUUAUAUAUUAGGGCCAUUUAUACGAGGAAAAAUAAGACGCGAACUGUACCAUUUAUACGAGCACGUCUUAUCUAAGACGAGAACAGCUCGUAUAAAUGGUUCGCGUCUUAUUUCUGUUCUUGACUCGUUUUCAUGUAAAUGUUGCCCGUAGCAACGGCAAUCCAACAUGGUGCGCCAAAAAUUAACGCAUGCAUACUAUGCGUUCGCGUCUUACCGGUAUUUAAGGUGCGAAGGUCAUUUAUACGCAGUUUUUCUCGUCUUAUCUAAGAACAGGUGUUAAGGGCUGUUCUAAAAUAAGACGCGUCUUAGCUAAGCCCUGUCUUGUUUUAGACGAAAUGUGCCGUUUAUACGAAAAGUUCGCGUCUUAUUUAAGACGCGUCCUAUGUAAGACGCGUCUUAUUUUUCCUCAAAUAAAUGGCCCUAUUGUGUAUUUUAUAUUUGUAUAUCUUCUUUUCCCUACUGGCCUCUUUCCUACUUUUUGUCAUUAACCCAAAGGCAACACAAGGCUCUGUGAUGUACAUUUUUGUGUUUUUUUUGGACUGCCUUAAUUGCUAGUACAGUAUUAAUUUCCGUAGCUUUUGUUUUUGACCUAAAAAGUUGUUUAUAAAAGUUGGCCCAUGAAUUUGACCAACAAUCACUGACAAAAUAAGUUAACACACUUGUCUUCAACAACCUUUCCAUUUUUGGCUACAUAUACGCUAUCUACAAGCAAGUUUCCCUCUCUCCCCCCAAGCAAUAUUGUGCCAUUGGUAUCAGGGGUGGUAUGGGUAGAGAGUGGGGUCUGAUGACAGGUAUGUCAACAAUUUUGUUGCUAAUUCUAAAGAUCUGUGCUUGCACCUUUUUUCCUUCCAAAUUUCCAGUGAUCUAGCUUAACAUCGGGGACCAACACAUGUUUCCUUGGUCUUUAAUAAUAGCUUGUUCUAUUUUUUAUUUCAGGUAUCUAUCAAGCCAGGUUCACCUUGAGUUGGCCUAUUUGUACCUCUACUAUUAUGAAUUUAAAAGAGCGAGGGUAAUCAAAGUUGUUGUUGUUGAUACUUGCUGAUUAUCUAAGAGAACUGAUAUUGACAGAGCUUUUAUUAUUUCUUAUUAAUGGUUUAAGUAGCGGUAUAUGUAUUUGAGAGAGAAAUAAACAAUGAUUUUAAUUUUGAGCUUUUGUUACUUCUUUGGUGUUGUCGAUGAUGCUUUGUAGCCCAGUUCAAAGAAAUAAGUUAAAGAUGAUGGUUCGAAAAUCCCUGACUUAAAUGAUGCUAACUCUGCUUGUAGUCCUGUUACUAAAUAAUACACAAUAUGUACAGGUAUUAUCAGUACUGGAUUCUAUGGUUCCAGAAAAUAUCCAUGCAGUCCACCCCCAACUCCACAUUUUGCAGGGUAGCAGGGGUCUCUAUAAACAUUUUUAAAAAAGUGUCUUCAUUAUUGUACACAUAAUUUUUUUGUGGGGGCAGGACUAGGGGGCAGUUUGUGAUCUGAUUGUAUAAAUUGUUUUUCUCUUAGUAAUUAAUAAUUUACUGGCCAGUAAUCAGACCCAAAAGUGGGAAAUGAGGUAGACUUUUGGCUCAUUAACUGGGAGUAUUGAUGAAGGUUUCCUUCUUAUAUUUCUCUCAUUUGCUUUAGUAAUGCUAAUUAUCAAAUAAAAAUACUAAAUCUUACUGAUUCUUUAUCCCCCCAUUAAUCCAUAGGAACAUUUCAGUGUAGCACAGUCCAAUUUAGGUUUGAAGGUUGAACUUUCAGGUAAAAUGUAUUUGUCAAAAUUUAAAAAUAUACAAAGAUUACAGAGUAUCAAUAGGCCCUUUGCAGUUGUUAUUCACAUGUACAUGUAUUACAAAACCGCCUUGCUGGAGAGCAAGAGGGCAUACUGUAUUUCGCGAACUGGACUGGACUGGACUGGACUUGUAAAACUCGGACUUGUAAAACGUGGACUAGUAAAACGCGGACUUGUAAAACACGGACUGGUAAAACGCGGACUUGUAAAACAAGAAGAGAAGUACGUACUUACAAAAGAAAUUACUAUUUCAAAGGGUAUACACCUUUUGUGUGUUUGUCUUAUCCCUGGCCAGUAGUAUGCAAGCUCCCUGCACUCCAAAAGGCAAUUUUUUUACUGCGGGAAUGACUAUGCUCCAAACCUAGGCCUAUUUAAGUCACAUUUUAUCAUGAGUAUAUGAACACAUUGAUACAUGUUGAAAAACUAGACAGUCCAUGUUGUACAGUUCACCAAAAGUAAUAAUAAAAAAUCAAAAAGCUUUUUGAGUGGAUGAGUUAACACCUAAGAAACAAAAAUCUUACUGAGGGCCACAAAAUAUAAAUAUUUAUUGUGUAUUAAAAAUGCACUAGGUACUCUUGGAAAAAGAACAAAGUUUCAGCAAAAAGAUGUCUCUCAGUUGUGUCUUCUGGUUGAAAAGAAAAGGACUUUAGGGGUAGGUUCAUUGCAUGUUUGCUCUCAGCUGUGACAACUGUGUAUAAUCAUUUGCUGUACUAUAGCUAACUAUUGAGGGGUACAUGUAUAUGGAUUUAAACAAUUUCAUUGUUUUAUAAUAGACUACAGCUGUAUGUUACAUCAUCAGGGUUUUGAGUGAAAUGGAUUUAAAGUUAUGUAACUACUGGUGACAUUUUUUUAUAAUAAUAAUGUUUUCAUUGAUUAUAACAUAAAUUGUAUAUGUUAAGGUCAAAAUUAAGCUUCUAAGGUCAAAUUUUUUUUAACCUAGGUUGAUUCUCAAUUUUCUUUGUAUCCUAGCCCUACAAAUUGUAAUUCAUGAAUAAUAAACUGUUAUUAUUAGGGCUGAGACAAAGGAAAUUAAAAUCAACCUAGGUUAAAAACUUUUAACCUGAAUUUAAUUUUGACCUGUAACAUAUACAUGUAGUAAACAGAGCUUUGGAUAAUUGCAUAUUAAUUUUUAUAUACAUUCUGUUUGUUUUUUAACUUUUAUCAUUCCAUCAGAUGAUAAAAGUAUUACUUUAGAAUGUUUUUAGUCGAUAUUCAUUUUAACUCCAUUUCCAUCAUCUAGCUGAACCACUUGAAGAACCUGAUCAACCACAAAACAUGCCAACGGUAAUUUUUUAAAAUAAUUUUAUGAAAGUUUUACAUUUUAUUGUCAAUUAAAUCAAUUUGUUUUCUGUUGUUGGUUAGUUUUUUAGCUCCCCCCUCCCAUGCCAGAAAUGUAUUAAUGUACCCUUUAGAUAAUAGUCCCUGCAAAAACUGUUUAUAAUGUGUCAUGUUUGCAUUGAUUUACUUUCUUGUAGGAUGUGAUGCUUAAUGAUGAUACUCUACUGCAAAAAGUCAAAUUCCAAGAUGUGAAUUUUCAAGAAAGCAAUGAACCUCUCAGUGCAUUUGAUCAAGCUGUCAUCCUGGGAUUGACGUAAGACAUUAGCUGCUGGUCAUUUUUUUGGGCAACUUGAAUAACAAUUUCUUCAGAGGCAGCUCAAACUCUGCAUUUAGUGUAGUCAGUAAUACAUUGAUAAUAGCUUUGUACACUUAGCUUACACUGUAUGUCUGUCUGAAGUUAGCGGAAUUUAUUUUGUGAUGUUAAAAUGUGAGAGUGAAGUAAGCCCUGGAGAGUGCGUCAGCUUUAAACAUGAAGACAAAAUGUUUCAAAAAUUAAUUAAUUUUAGUCUUUUUAUAGUCAGCCAAGAUGAGGUGAUUUUUUUUUGCAUUUCUUCUGCAAAUGCUAUAAAGUUUGUGCUAUUGUAAUACUAUUUAAGUACACAAAAUAAUGCUGAGGUUGCAAUUUUUCUGCCUAAUUUUGGACAUUAACACAUUUUUUGACUACCUUGUAGGGAAUUAUAUACUUUUUUUUCAUCAUUUUUUGUAGUGUUGAAAGUCAAAAGAGCCAGGCCUGCCACAGACUAAAUACAGAGGAACUGCUGGCAUACCUAGAGGUUCAGUAAUUUUAAUGUUAAUAUUUUAUCGGCCAUGUUACAGUCAAACCAGGUCAAGCGUUCCCGUCGCUAACAAACUAAUGAAUUCAUUAAUGGAAAAAUGAUUUCGUUUGUUGAUUCAAUAAUCCAUUCAUAAAAUGAAUAAUCCAACGGUCAAAUUGUACCUCGAUUCAAUAAUCAAAUGUUGAUUUGGUUUAUGAACAAAAUCUACCUGUUCUUUAUUCUUGUCCGUUGUGUUCAAUCGUAUUUGCUUCCCUUUUCCUGCCGUUUACGAUUGCGUUUUUCAUUGCCUUUAAUCAAAAUAACAGCUAGAAUAGACAGACCGCAAACGCAAAGAAACUGACAAAGGCCGAGGAUCGAAAUCCACCAAUCAUAGGCGUACGGGAAAUUUUUUGCCAGGGGGGGCGGUAAACCAUUUGCCCAAAAAAUUCACGGAAGUUGCCCAAAAAUUUACGAAAGAGUCGAAAAGAAAUGAGAGCCAUAUCGCAACAACACAGGCCGUCCUGGCAUAUGAAGGGGGCUCGAUACGGUUUUUCAGGGUCAAUACGAAGUCUUAGCAUAAACUACGUCGCCAUAAACAAACAUUUGGAAAAAUUGCGACCACAGUUGUAUUAAGAUGAAAAUUUGUCAUCAUCAGGGUUGCAACGACAUCGGAGUUGUCAUAGCAACGAAAUGACUCCCCCCCCAAUUCACGACUGGAAAUAGCCCAUUCCAGCUAGUGCAGUGCAGUAUAGUGCCCAACAAAAAACUGCAAAUAUGUAAAUUACUCAUCACAUGCUAGGCAACCACUGUAAUGUAACUGGAUUAUUACGCCGACUUCAGGUUAAUAUUCAGGUCUUUAAAAUAAUUAAAUAAACAUGGAGACCUCUUUAAAAACUGAAUUUUCUCUCGCUGCCCAAAAAAUCUGAGUUGCCCAAAAUUUGGGGGGGGCUGCAGCCCCCCUCACCCCCCCGGCCCGUACACCUAUGCCACCAAUCAUUGCACACACACUGACCUCAGUUUGACCGUCGUGUUUUCUAAGAGGUCAGGCCUAGGUCUGUUGCACUGAUUACUGGCAGCAAACUGGCGUACAUGUAACAGUUUGUUUGGGUUUGAACUUCAGAACUCGCCAGCACUCGACUCUCAGAAAAAAAAAGAGGAAAAACCAAAAUUCUGAGGUCAACUUGUGGAAAGUGUAAUUUUUCAAAAAACAGUAAUCGAAUCAACAUUCGAUUAUGGAAUCGAGGCUAAAUAUGACUAUUGGAUUGUUCAUUUUAUGAAUGGAUUAUUGAAUCAACAAACGAAAUCAUUUUUCCGUGAAUGAAUUCAUUAGUUCGUUAGCGACGGGAACGCUUGACCUGGUUUGACUGUAAGAUAAUUAAAUAACCGCAUUAAAACUCAAUUAUUAGAACCACAAGUCACAUGCAAUAGGUUUCACUACAAAGUCUUGAAACAAUAUCAUUGAAGUGAUAAUAUGAAGAUGUUUCUUUGGAAAACUCUGUGGCAUGUACAUGUAUAACAAAAAAGAAAAGAAAAUCAUGCAGACAAAAGUAUGUUACUUAAUAGAGUAUUUUCCUUACAUUGGUCUGUGCUUACAUAAUUGGUUACCAAAGCAAGUUAGUGGAAUGGGUUUGCCAUCUCUCCAGCUAAAAAGAAUAGAUGGAUUUUUGCUGUAACAUUUCUUUUUCAAACCUACACCCUGAAUAGAAACAUUAAUUUUGGCUCACUUGAAUCAAAUUGUUCUAUGUCACAUGCAUUUUAAAGUUCCUGCUUUGCAUGAUCUAAUGAAACACGUUUUGCUGGAUUAAAAUGCAUGUAAUUAUGGCACAUUAAGAUACAGAUUCAUAUCUUUGUGUAAAGUAAUGAUUAUGAUACAACAAAUGACUGUUAUUUUAUAUUAUUAGGUGAUUACAAGUCAACCCAAAUCUUGGUGUGUUCAAAUGAUGGCAUUACUGAUGAGAAGCAGAUUGGAAAAGGACUCAAGAAGGAAGAUGGAGCGAUCCAUGAUGCAGCUACAGGUAUAUGAUGUAUAAUUGACUGCAUUUUUAUACAUUUGGAGUUUGAGGUGACCUGAUAAAGAGAACUGUUUAAGUGCCAACAGUUGUAUUGCUGAUUUUAUAGUAGCUGUAUUGUUAGUUUGGGACAAUGUUUUUUUUUUCAAAAGUAGUUUGAGUUUGAUUGUCCGAGUGAACGUAGUAGUGAAUAGGACUGUUGUUGUUGACAGUGACUGACGUUUCGACAACCUGUGCGGUAGUCAUCUUCAGACUCAAAGUGAGUUGUAUCACAUCAGUUGAUGGUAUUAUACUCUGGUUAUUGAUCUGAUUGGUCAAUUACGUUGCGAUGUUAUUGGUCGCCUGUCAGUUAAGCCGUGAUGUCAUUGGCUAUGAAGACUCGUAAUCAGUAAUUGGUGCGUUUCGAUCCGUCUGUUGUCACAGUUCAACAGUCGUCUGUUGUUAGUCAAAUUGUCAGUUCUCCAGUCGUUCUCUCGUAGUUAGUUUUGCUUGAUCUCGUCAAUAAGUCGUUUGUACGGCGCUGGUAACUGUUGGUUUUUUUAUUUUUUACUUUUUUACAGGCUUUGGUAGAUUCAAUUGAAAAUCCAUCCCCAAAGGUGCAGUAUAAGGUUCUUCUUUGACUAGGAUAUAAAUAUAAAUAAUGGAUCCUGUUGAGACCUUUCUGGUCAGUUCCGCUCUGGUAAGCGUACAUAAACAAUGAAAGUCACGGCUUGGGUGGACAAUAUUCAGACAAAUCACUGUAUUUUGUUCCCCCCAAUCCUGGUUGUUUCUUGGUGUUGUGGAAACCAUUGUUGGUUUGCGGUUGUGUUGUGAUGUGAGUAUUAUUGGACGUUUCUUUUCAAUCUUUUGUAUUACAUCCUUUGGUGAUUGCCCCUGUCCGCAGAACCAAGAAACUAGACCAAUCCUUGAGUUGUACCUUUGAUCACAGGAAUGCAGUGACGGUUUAAUUUAAAAUUAUGCAUAAACAAAGGAAGCUUCCUUCAUUUUUUCACUUUUUCCUGGUGUAGGGUGAAAUGCACUCAGUCUGUCGUAAAUAACGAUUUUUUAACGAACUUUUUAGGCAGCUGAGAGGCAAGCAUUAUUUUACUCUGUACCCCUUCCACCAAAGUGGACCAUUCAGGUAGGGUAUAUGGAAGCAUAAACGUUGAUCAGAUCGUGCAUGAGGAGGGCUUCAUUCUCGAGCUUAAAUUGGGUCUGUUCAGAAGAGUUUCAUCGUAUGGUAGCAGAAUAGCCGUUUAAGACCUGGCCAGUUAUUUUUAUUUGCCAUUAAUGCAAAGGUGUUCUUUGGAUUUCUUUCAAAUGGCGUUCCUAGGAAAAAAUACGUUGAUGUUCCAUUGUGUAAUGAAUCAUUAACGUGUUUAUUGUUCAAUGAGAAUCGAGUGAAUAAUAAUGCUUUUAGCUCGUUCGUGCAUGUUUUGUCUGUUCGUAAAUUGAAAAGGCUCAUAAAUCAAUAUCAGACUCGACGUUCUCUUUUGAAAAGGUUCUUUUUAGAAGACGAGUGUGUCUGAUAAUCGAUGACUAACGACUUACCAUAGUUUAUGAGAAGUAACCAUAGUUUAUAAGUGCUAUUGAUUUUAUUUGUAGAGAGAUUUAGCCAACUUGCUGUUUCAAAUGGGUGUAGUCAAGGGUGCUUUGGAGAUUUUUGAGCGGAUCAACUCCUGGGAGGAUGUGGUAACCUGUUAUCAAAGUUUAGGAUGGUAUGCUAAGGUUAGUGGAGACUGAUACAGAAUUUCUUAAACUAUUUGAAUUUCAUACUAAGAAUUAAAAUGAAGCAUUCAAUAAACUUACGUUCCGUCUGUUUGUCAAGACGGCUGGCAAUUUGCCUCGUUCUUUUUUUGCGUUUUUAUUGACCUCGACUCCAUCUCCGUCCAUUAAAACGCAAAAAAGAACUUGGCCCGCAAUAUAAUAUCCAGCCAUCUUGACCGGUGAACGAGCUUGGUCUGAUUGGUCAAUAAUUCUUAUGUACAGACAUCGAACUAAUUUUGGCACGAUGAAUAAUUCUCAGUACAGUGGAACCCCGUUAAAACGGUCACCAAUGGGCCCCCCAAAAUGUGGCCGUAUUACCGGGGCAGGUUCAAAUUUAAUGACUUCUUGAACAAUAACCGGAAUGUAGAUAUCGCGUGCAGUAAUUGUAAAAACUACUGGUAAUCUUCCUUUAGCACAUAAAACACGUUUAAAAAUUGGCUAUUAAACAGCCUUAAAUGCAUUUUAAGUGUGCUGUGGUCUAAAAACAAUACAAGAACUAGCCUGAGAUCAUGCCCUCUCCCUAUUAUCCCUUUAUGUCUCUCACGGGAAGAGGGCAUGAUACAUUUCUUUGUCGGAUCACAUGUAAAAAUGCCAGAAUCUGGACUUUUUUCUGAUUGGAUAGGAAACAAUGCGGAUGAUUUGCGCUGUUCCGAUUGGCCAAAAUGACGCCAUCCGUUAGUUGUUGUUGAUUUCAGUCUGCAUUUUUGCUUGCGUAAUAAGCAGUGAAUACACACGCGAGUUCGUUAUGAAAUUUCUGCCCGCUCAGUUUUCUUGAAUUUGAAGAAUGCCUAAAUAGAAGUUUCAUCCAUUGAAAUAUUUACCAUCUCAACGUAUACCAAAACAGUUGCAGUCAAAACUUCACCGAUCAUUUGAAUGCAAUUUGAUACCGGCUACAAGUUACAGAAGCGACAAACGGGUUCACUUUUCAAAUAAUCAAUUCAUGAAUGGAAUCUUGACCUGGUUUGACUGUAUUUCCUCCUUCAGAAAUCAUGCUGCGAAUUAUUCUGAGCGAUCUUCGCUUUCACAACACCUUUCAGUUCGUGAAAUAUGAUGCUUCAGCCUAAUUUUUUUUCCACUGCUUUCGUAGUACAGAACGAAGUCAACGAGCUUUAACCAGUAAAUUCUUUAUUAUUUGUAGCUAUUCACAAAGGUACGACAGCUCCAGCUAGCAGUAUUUCAUCACAAAAACAACACAUUAAUUUUUUUUUUAUUUUUUACGAAGCGCCAUCUGAACACGGACGUACUUAAAAAAUUUUUUUCCCCUAAAACUGAUCAUGAUUUCAAAAGAUCGCGCCAAAAUUUGAUUCCCGUUUGGUAAACGCUUAUUGGCUAAAAACAUGACAGGUCAAGCAAACGGUAGAUCAUGUAAAUUAGGGGGCGGUUGACUGCUUGUUAAAUAAAUGUAUCAGGCGUUAUUUUUUUUUCCCUCUCGAGCCAAAGAAGCCAAAAAAAAAAAAAAAGAUGCCUGAUCUCAGGUUAUACAAGAACAUGCCCAGCUUACUAGGUCAAGGAAAUGGCAUGUCACAGACAUCUUAAUUUUUUAAAUUUCGAACGAGUGGCCGUAUUAACGAGGUGAUAUUAUAGAUGAUUCUACUGUCUGGGAUUUUUAAAAUGUGGCUGUUGAUCGUAUUAAAGGCUGACCGCAUUAACGAGGGUUUUUAAAAGGAAAUGUAUGGCCAUUUUGCCUGGCUAAAAAAACGGUGGCCGUCAUAACGAGGUGAUGGUAUUACCGAGGUGGCCGUAAGGCGGGGUUCCUCUUUACAAGCAAAAUGUGUGCAAGGCUUUCGGAAAAGGCGAUAGCCGUGGUCUGCAUCGCGGAGCGUGAAAUCGUGCGAGCGGGAUGACCGCUGUGCACGAAGUGUGUGAAAGGUUAGCGUAAUCUCCCUUCCCCGUAUCCGGUCGGGUCCCCCCUGUAACCGCGAAGGAUUUUGAGAACGUCUAAACAGAAUCAAGAGGACAAGAGUGUUCAGGGUGAACUAGUGUUCCUAGCCCGCUGUUAAAAUAGUGAAGAAAUAAACAACAACAACAAGAAAUAGUUAUUGUGAACUUUCUGUGUCCGACAUGUUCUCAUGCUUACGAGGUUUUGUUUUACAGGCAGAAAACCUCUUACGGGAACAGCUGAAGAUAAAUGAAAGUGCACUUCUGUGGUGUUUGUUAGGUGAUACAUUAAAGGUACACUGAAUUAUUGUUGUAACGUAUGAGGUUUCAACUUUAAGCAGAGUGCAAACCGGUACGGAUGUUCGGAUAUCCCUAACUUUAAGAUUUGAGUUUAGUAUCUCCCUAUUAAAAAGCCUAUUCUUAUGUUUCUGAUUUACUCGGAUAGGCUAGUGGUUUGUUUAUUUUAAUUAAUUUUUUUUUGACAAAAAUACGUAUUUAUUUCUUUAGGAUGCUUCUUGUUAUGAGAAAGCCUGGGAAAUAUCAGGGCAUCGCAGCUCCAGAGCGCAAAGAUCCCUGGGAUUCAUCCACUUGAGAAAUAAAGAGGUCGGUGAGAAUGCUCUUCCUUGUUUCCGUCAUUCCUCAGAAGUUCUUUCAUAAAGCUUUCAUACGCAAGAUGAAUACUCGAGUUAAAAUAGUUCCAUGAAAAUCAUUUCACUCCAAAAUUCUCUGUCUUUUUAGAGCUCAUUUUAAGAAUUACAAGCCAGCUGUCGAGUAGGAUUUACCCUUUUUUUAGUGGUCAGGGCUGACCAAGUUUUUAUCGUGUCACUUUGUGGAAAGAAAGUUUUGUCUUGAGCAAUUUCUUCAUCUAUUUACGAAGCAGUUUAUUGUUUUCUCGAGUUUCUGUUAAGUUAAAGUAUUUUUGACAUGAAUGAGAAAGAAUUGGCCCAAUUGUUUUGCUUUUCUAGUACGCCAAAUCAAUACCUUGCUUUCAAAAGUCACUGGAAAUCAACUCUUUACAGGUAGGACACGCGAAAACUUAGUCUACUUUUAUUUGUAUUACAUUGAACGAUAAGAGUGAGCUUAAUUAAUAACCGGUUCAGUUUGAGAACAAUUUACUCUCAGUUUAGUUAUACCGUUUAAGAUUCAUUGUGUUGUAAUAUGGCCGGUGAAAAAUCUUUCUUAAAAAGGUAAGAUUGAUAAAUUUAUACGGUAUUGCACGUACCAUAGUUAUUAAAGUGGAAUUGUUAUGAAACACGUUAGACUCCUUUGUUAUAUGUUUUUGUUAGCUUUUUUGAACCUGACUGUACAACGUUCAAUAGAAUUCCUAUCAUUUCUGACUAAAAAGAGAACAUUGAUUUAUUUAUUUGUCAACAAAAAAAAAAAUUAUGCACUGUGAGGGAGCUUCCAAGUAAACUGACAUCGAUACAUUGUAAAUUGAUCUUAUUCAGUCAGGGCUUUUCAGGGAUAAUUUACAAGACUGGUUCGGGGACCAGACUGCUUAAAAAAAUAUGAAAAUGGAUUGAUGCACGGUGAAAGUGGAGCUUACACGGGCAACGUAAACUGGGUUCUUUAAGUGCCAGGUUGUUUUCAACUUGAUGUUUGCCAGCCUUCAUAACCAGUCUCCUGUAUUUAAAACUAGUGUUGGUCCGGCCGGGGUUUGAACCCACGACCUCCCGCUACAGACCGGUUGCGACAAUCAGAAAAACUUAAUCAGAAUAUCUUUGAAAGGUAUAGCAGUCCACAGAGUAUUACUCAACCACGGUAUCCUUUAAAAUCUACGACAAAUGAAAAUUAUUGCGUUUAAACACUUGAUACAGAUUCCGUUUCAUCAUGCCAUGUAGAUUCAGUUGAAACAGUCUCCUCUCGACGUUCUAAACCGGUGGUUUAGAAUUUAAAAAAUAAGUUGUCCUAAUGUUUGUUGGUUACUCUGUGGUAACCUGCGAUCUAUUUGGAGGAAGUAGCAAAACACGGACAACUGUAGUAGGUUCUUACCAUGGAAGCUAACAUUUUAAUUCUCUAUUUUGAGGGUCUGUUGAAGCUGAUUCACUAGAUAACCUGCACUGUAAAAAUUCAUCAUGUAUUUUCUAGGAAGGAGUGUGGUUCUCGCUUGGAUGUGCGGGACUGGCGACAAAUGAUUUGGAAAUUUGUGCGAAGGCUUUUCAUCGCUGUGUUUCCAUCGACAGUCAGGUUUGAUAGAAUUUCGUGUUGUGGUCCUCUUAAACCCUUUCAGUUCUAAUAGUGACAUAAGAAACCAAAAAAAAAACCACUUUUUUUGUAAAAUCCUGAGAAAUAGCGAGCAUUGUGAACACUAUUGGAUUUUGUCUACAGACUUUAUAGAAGUUAGACGUGGUAAAAAAAACAACAAAAAGGCACAAGCCUCUUGAAUCUCACUGUUUUGAUCAGUUAAAGAAUAACAGUCAACCACUCCAUUUGUCAUUAUAAAUGCGAUUGUUUGAGAGUUUGACCUUUUCACCAAUGCGUUGAUCACCGAUAUGGGAGAGAUAUUGUCAUAUGACAUUGCCUAGUAAUUCUAUCAAAUUUUCUGAUUAUGGCGUGUUCAUAUGUGUACGUUACUCCAACAGAACGCGGAAGCUUGGAAUAAUCUCUCUCAUGUUUACAUCAAAAAUGGUCAAAAGUGAGUAAACAAUUGAUAGUUUGAGUAGUGAUUCCUGGUGAAGAGCUGAGACGGGAUAAAUAUUCAGUUUGUCGCAGGUGUGGAGUAAAGAUAAAAUGUCUGGCAAAGGUUGUAUUCGAACCAUUGACCGUUGCAACCACGGUCAUGAAGCCUGCUCUAACCACUGAGCUCCUUUAGGACUCAUGGGCCAGUUUGGUUAUUUUCGUUAGGUUAGUUUUAACAUGUGGUCUGGCUAUCAUGUGCUUGGAUUAUUUAUUUUUUAAGUCCUCCGCUGUGAUAGAACUACCAGUAACCAGGGCAUGUUCGCCACGUGUCACCACCAAGAGCAAAAGAGCUUUCAUUGGCUUCCCAUAAGUCUCCCGGUUUUCUUAUGGGAGAAAAAAGAAGAGUGAAACGAUCUGAUUCCUGGGAAGCUUUGGAGGAGAAAAGUUCAAAGAAACAUUCGUGUGAAAAAACGUUUUUUUUUUCUAUUUUGUUCGUCACGUAGGUCACGUGCACACCUUACCCUCCAGGAAGCUCUGAAAGGAAAUUAUGAGAGUUGGCACAUUUGGGAAAACUACUUAGUGGUGAGUACAUUGGUGGACUGGCAAUAGUGUGUCUUGAAACCAUGUGGUAGAUUGGUAAAGGUGAUGGUUGUGUAAAUCUCACUCGUACCCAGUCGACUCUCUCACUGUGUUAAUUCAGGUGCAAAGGACGGUGGGACGGGAAAAGUUUGCCUUCCGACAAUCAGUCAUUCACCUCGUCUCGCGCGAUCUCUCGAAGGAUUUGUGAAGGCGUCUGAAUGAUGAUGAUAAUAAAGUCUCAUGUAGAGCUAAUAAACUGAAAAAACAUUUCACUUUUUCAAAAGAAAUUUUCCGUCACUAAUUAGAAAUGAUUUUUUCCAAUGCUUGUACAAUGUUUGUCCUGAUACUUUUGUCUUCAAAAAGUGCGGUGUCAACUUUGAUUUCUUGAACCGUUUGAAUAAGGUGUUCUUCUUCCUCUGUGUCUUCUCCACAGAAAGGAGACAUCUCCUACCUUACGUUGGCAAAUUCAUUUGAACUCCCCUGCUUUAUUCUUAAAACUGCAGGCCAGUUGUUUUUUACUCAGCUGGUUUGGCGAGAUAUAUAUAGUUUGAGUGUCAAUGUAUUUAGCACGAGAAUACUAAUCGGGGACACUAUAUUUACUUCUCCAACAAGAGACGGGACCGUUAUUUAACGUGGUCAUCCGAGCCACGCGAAGUUCCAGCCUCUUGCAAAGGGAGUAGUAUCCUCAUUUCUCAGUUAUUUUAAGACUCUGAGUAUUGGUCCGGCCCCGGGAAUCGAAUCCACGACCUCCCACUCGGCAGUCAGGCGCUCUACCGACUGAACUAAUCCUGCCGCGGGUAGGUUUUGAUAAAUUAAUUGUUUGUUUGUUUGUUUUUUUUUUGUUUGCUAGGUCAGUGUUGACGUAGGGGCUUUCAAUGAUGCCAUAAACGCGUUUCAUCGGAUGAUGGACUUGCGUGACAAGUACUGUGAUACAGAGGUAAGCGGUUUACAUUUCUUUCCUUUAGUACGAUGAUAUGAUCGAUAUGAUAUCCAUGUUUUAAAUUUUUUUUCCGGAACCUUUAGUAGUGAGUUUUGAAAUGUAAAUCAAGAUAUGAUAUCCAUGUCGAAUAAUUGGGACAUUCAAAAAAGACAUCACGUCUUUAUCACAUUUUUGUAAAAGGUAAAAAUAAAAAUGUUCUAGAAGUUUUAAAACGAAAUAUAUUUUGCUCUUUGAGUCUGACAAUAAAAGUAAAACUAAAAGUUCAAAAUGUAAAAAAGAAAUAUGCCAGGAGAUAAAAAUAAAAAGGGUUACAAAAGAAGUUUUCUAGAAAGUUAACUUUUUCUGUAAAGAUAAGCAAAACUAAUUUGAUUCUCAAAAUACGUGUUAUGGCUUUAGAUUUUAGGGAUUCUUGUAAAAGCGGUGAGUCAAGGACUGUUGGACUGCAAUCAGAAGCCAGGUACCUGAAAAUCUUUUGAAUUAUUAAUGUAAGCACAUCCACGAAGUGGUUCUUCGUCUACAUGAUUCCUGGUCGAAAAGGAAUUUGAAAAUGUUGGUUUCUGAGGAGACGGGAAAACCGGAGUACCCGGAGAAAAACCUCUCAGAGCAAAGGAGAGAACCAACAACAAACUCAACCCACAUAUGGCGUCGACGCCGAGAUUUGAACGCAGGUCACAUUGGUGGCAGGCGAGUGCUCUCACCACUGGGCGGGCCACCCUUGCUCCUAACUGCUACUGAUAAAUGUUGAAAUCCAACUUGUUGCCGUAAACAUAUAGAUGAAAAUUACUGAUUGCAAUAGUUAUUUUUCAAAAAAGGUGAAUUGCUGCUUUGUAUAUAUUUCCAUCAAAGCCUAGUGCCAUCGAUGGAACUGGUUUUAAUGAUGUCAGUUUCACUAGAGGAUUUCUGUUUUUCAUUUACAGCUUCAGUUCUGAAACCUAACCUUCUUAAGUUAAUGGGAAGGCUUACAUCUCAGGUAAGUGAGUUCUGUGCACGAAAUGACUUUUCUACAUUCAUAUAUAUAUAUAGUAACAGUUAAUUAUUCGUUUACGUUUGUUGGUAGGCUUGAACCUGAAGAAAUAUGAUAGCCCUUGUCCUUCCAAUACAAAAAAAAACGUAGCAAUGAGUGGAGCUGCUCUUCAAAUAAUAGUUAUAAUAUGAUGCUUUUAUUACCAUAGAAUCUGCUCGUAACCUCCAAAUUGGUUAACAAAAGAAUCUAACUAAACGUCAACCACUUCAGAGAUAAAGUUUUUUUUAGAAAUAAGCUGAUCAUCAUAUAGCUACUGUGAUCUGUCUGAUCUGUUAAGGUAACGAACAACCCUGAUGUAUGGAAGUUAUACUCGGACCUAUAUUGGAAUGGUGGAUCACAAGAGGAGAAAGAAAAGGUCUGGACUGAUUUGCCGAUUAAAUGUACACUUAUACUUUCUCUCGCUUUAGUGACUUUGCGAGAUUGAGAUCGGGGUUUUCGAGGGAUUGCUUAGACUUUUCCAGUGCACAAAAACUGUCCUUCACUCAGCAAACGUUUCGUCAUUCGCUUGCACAUCACUGAAGGAUCCCACCCGACUCGUUCAUAGUCUUUUCACGCUAUUUGCGUCACCAAAAUGUCCUUGCAAAAUUUAGUUCAAGUUAGAAUGAAGCGCUUUCAUUUGAAGUAGAUUGGCGGAGAAAAGGAAAGUAUACGUGAAAAGGAAACUUAAAACCGGUGAUUGACUUUUCAAUUUUAUAGGAUAAAUAACUGCAAAAUUUCUAGGAUAGGUAGGACAAAACAGUAAAUGGGGUGAAAAUUAGUUAUCAAACGAAAGAAAUACAAAUCGGUGUUUGAAAACUGGGAAGUUGGUUGGUGUUUGCUCAACCUCUUGAGGUGUCAGCUCAAGCAUUUUUGCGACUUUUCCUUUUUUCUCCUUUGAAAAUGACUUACCAAUUUUUGUUGCACCCACAGUCUUCGUUGCUUCCAACUCAGGAAAAAAGUAUUGAGAUUGGACGCUACCUCGUAUCAGAGCUCAGAUAGAACUGUCCAGCACCUUUGUUUAUGACUACAAAAUGAGCACGAGCGGCAGUUCUGCGAGGAAUUCGCACCUCACCCAGGGGAGAACGACAAUGAUGACCAUGCCUGUGAACCGAAUAACAUCACAGUGCAAAAUAAAAUUAUCGCAAAAAUACUGCCCGUGAAUAAAUUUACAACUCUGAAAGUUUUGUCACUCCUUCCUUCAAUGAAUGGGUAUUUUUUUUCUUGAUUAUUAUGUUUUGCUCUGCAAUACAUGUUUAUACAGAUCUGUUCACAGACAUGGGCAUCAUUGUCAUUCUUCCCCCCUCGCUGAGGUGCGAAUUCCUCGCAGAGUUGCCGCUCGUGCUCAUUUUCUGGUCAUAAACAAAGGUGCUCGACAGUUCUGUCUGAGCUUCGAUACAAGGUAGCUUACAAUCCCAAUACCUUUUUCCUGAAUUGGAAACAACGUACAGCAGGAAAAGCCGUUGAGGAUGCAUUGCAAUACAUCAAAAUGUAUGUAGCAGGAGUUUGAACCAAAACUGCCAAGGGAUAUUUUAAAAAUGUCGAGGAACAAGUCAUUCGACGUCAGUGCAAAGUUUGGAGCAAUUUAUAGUGCUUCUAAAACUGAAAAAUAUCCUCUAAAGAAUAGCACGAGAGGCAAUCGGCUUCUGUUUUAAGAAUUAGCAAACACUGAAUUUACUUGUCCCGAAAAUUGAAAGAGGUGUCUCCUUCUUCCUGAUAGUAAUUUAUUUUUGAAAUUCCAAAACAAUUUCACAGCUGAAUUUUGAGCGACUUUUAGUUACGGAUUUCUGCUCCAACGAUUUUUCUCAAAUUCCUCUGGCAUAUUUAUUAUAUCAAUUGAAGCCGAUACCAAAUUUCAGUAAAAAAUAUCAGCAAAAUUUUUUACUAGACGCAAUUUUCUUUGAACAGUAGGGUCCUUUUAAGCGCUAAUUUCUCAAGAAAUAUUUACCAUCAAUGAAAUCGGAAUAUUUCGUAUUAUUGCCGAAUGAUAUCUGUUGUUCUUUGCAAAGUUUCGCAGCCAUCGCGUUAAAAUCGAAAAAGUUAUGACGGAAAAUUUGUCACAGCUAAAUGCUCUUGUAUUAAUUACGGAGCCACCUUAAGCAAUUCAUUUCUUGGAUUAAUUUCAGGCGCUUCAUUUUUUGGUGAAGGCCCAGAGAACUAAGACCCAGGCUACAGGCUGGGAGAAUGACGUCACUGAGUUCAAGGACGUUAUAGCGUUGACUGUUCAUCUUAGUGACGGUAAGAUUCCACACCACUGCUGUGAUUACUACUGGUACGGUUACGAAUCCUAUUGGAGACGGGACGGCCAAUUUACGUGGGUCGGCUCCGAGCCACGCAAAGGUCUGGCGGUUCAUUUUUCAGUUAUUUUCAGACCUUGAGUAUUGGUCGGUUCCCAGACCAAUACGCAGGGUCAAUAGGCUUUAUUACGGUUUUGGAAGCAAUCUUUAUGAGAAUCUUGUGUCGAAUAAUUUUAAAACGGCUGUUCUGAAAAGAAAUGUGUAUUGUUAACUUAAUCUUCACAGCAAAGGCUUGUAGUAACAAAUUGGGGCCGCACCUGUGGUUAAAUUUUCCCGGUCUCUUGUUGUAGAUUUUCUAGGGAUUUUCCAUACAUUUGUCUGCAAUUUUCCCGGGAAAUUGAAGUCGGCAGGAAUCAAGAAAAAUAUUUACACACAACUGUACUGAAAAUUAACGGGUUUUAGCGUAGGUAAGGCCCUCACAUUUAGUCAGUAGAAUCCUUUUUUGUCAGUGUAGUUUUAAUUUACAAUUCAUUUUUUUUUUUCAAAACAGCCGUUUUACAAAAAUCAUCGGACGUUAGACUCUCAUACGGACACUGUAAUUUCUCACGCGGUUGCCUGCCCGUCAAGAUGGCUUCCAAAACCGUGAUAAGGUGUAUUGAGAAAGGUUAUCAAACUGAGGAGGUCUUUGAUCGCGGAUUCAGCUCUAUACACAAGCCGGUAAAUUAUCUGCACUGUCCUGCCUGUUCCUUUCCAGUGGAUCAGUGAUCUUUUGAUAUAUUCAUUCUUACAGUUUACGUAGAAGUAAGUCAGUGCAAAGAUAACAAGACUGAAUCACUUCAGCUUCUGUCAUCAGCCAAGCUUGUCCUUAAACAGUUGAUCACGAGAGCCAAGGUAAGUCAGUAAAGUACAAGGAAACCCCUUUUUGCUUUAUAUAAGGGUAAUAAGGCAUCACGAAACUGUAUCCCUAAUCGUUCAUUACGGUGUAUACUGGUGAUUUAUUGAUAUAUUUUGUAUUCUUAUUAUUACAGAAACACCAUACCGACUCAUUAACUGGAAAUAUUCAUCCAGAGCUUUCACAAUCCAUCACAGACCUGGAUAACAGUCUUCAGAGAAUUACGGACUUAAUUUCAAGCGCGAAGAGUUAA